Molecule: messenger RNA, 1620 nt
Organism: Osmerus eperlanus (European smelt)
Lineage: Eukaryota; Metazoa; Chordata; Actinopteri; Osmeriformes; Osmeridae
Gene: stx17
Product: syntaxin 17
Exons: 7
Coding region: 407-1405 (332 amino acids)
Biological process (GO): vesicle-mediated transport; intracellular protein transport; vesicle fusion
Cellular component (GO): endomembrane system; autophagosome membrane; SNARE complex
Molecular function (GO): SNAP receptor activity; SNARE binding
Source: RefSeq, a predicted model, not a curated record
AAAAAGUUUCAACUCUGGUUUUAGGUCGGAAAUAAUUCUUCUGUGCACAAGAAGUUGUUUACAAAAAGAAAGUUAAGACGAUACUGUAGCUUGACACAUUUGAAUGAAUACCGUUAACCCACCGUUUUAUCGACUUAUUGUAUACCAUCGACAGCUUUUACGCUACCAAGAGACAGUGUGCGUGCUGUGAGGGAGGUGCUGGGGACACAGUCAGGGUGAGGCUGGUGUGACAGCAGCCAGUCAGGGUGAGGCUGGUGUGACAGCAGCCAGUCAGGGUGAGGCUGGUGUGACAGCAGCCAGUCAGGGUGAGGCUGGUGUGACAGCAGCCAGUCAGGGUGAGGCUGGUGUGACAGCAGCCAGUCAGGGUGAGGCUGGUGUGACAGCAGCCUGCCUGCCAGCUGGAGACAUGGCAGAGGAGGGGAGCAAGCUGACUCUGAGGCGCCUGGAGGCGCCCAUCCACAAGUUCACCAAAGUAGCCCUCCCCACCGACCUGGAGAGGCUGGAGAAGCACCACAGCAACAUCCAGAAGGUGGGAGCUACUCACAUGUGUCACAUACGUAGGUGUGAUGUUCAGAGUCACACUCACAUUGAGCUGGCCGCUGUUUCUUGUCAGUUUCAGCGAUGCCAACAGUGGGAUCGUCUGCAUCAGGAGCACAUCAAUGCCAGCCGCACUGUACAGCAGCUCCGGGCCAACAUCAGAGAGAUGGAGAAGCUGUGUGGGCGUGUCCGUCCUGAAGAUGGCCCCGCCCUGGAGAGGCUGGUCCAGCCAAUCAGAGACCGGGCAUCAGUUUCAGCACGCGAUUUUCUGCUUUUGCAUUCAAUCCCCACACCUCCACCUGUCCCCCUCCGCCCCGCCCACACCUCCACCUGUCCACCAGGCCGUUCUCAUGAUGAUGAUGAUCUGUACCAUCCUCCACCUGCCACUCAAACCCAGCUCCGCCUUCCAGAGAUCCCUGCUGACCAGAGUGCUGCUGAGUCCUGGGACACUCUAGAGGGGGACCUGCAGCAGCUUCGUGGUCUGGUGACAGAGUUCUCUCUACUGGUGCAUUCCCAGCAGGAGAAGAUUGACAGUAUAGAAGACAACGUCAACACAGCAGUUGCCAGUGUGGAGGAGGGAACCAGGAGUCUAGGGAAGGCUGUGGGGUACAGCCUGGCUGUGUUGCCAGUGGCAGGCGCCGUGCUGGGGGGCGUGCUGGCUGGUCCGCUGGGCCUGCUGGCCGGCUUCAAGGCGGCGGGGGUGGCGGCCGCUCUGGGGGGCGGGGCUCUGGGCUUCGCUGGGGGCAACCUGGUCCAGAAGAGCCGGAACACCCGUCUGGAGAGCCGGAUGAAGCAGCUGACAGCACAGCCGGACACGCCCUCAGACGCUCUGGCGACCCCGCCCUCCAUCUGUCCAAUCACAGGCUGACCUGAGGAGUGUCCUCUCACCUUGCUCCUCCAGACUGGCCAAUCACAGGCUGAGCUGAGGAGUGUCCUCUCACCUUGCUCCUCCAGACUGGCCAAUCACAGGCUGUGCUGUGACUUCUCACCUUGCUCCUCCAGACUGGCCAAUCAGCUAACAGACUGACACUCCUCUUUAAUAUGCCAUUUUAUCAAGUUGCUCAAUAAAGGUUGUUAAAUGGA